Molecule: messenger RNA, 5338 nt
Organism: Archocentrus centrarchus (flier cichlid)
Lineage: Eukaryota; Metazoa; Chordata; Actinopteri; Cichliformes; Cichlidae
Gene: cgnl1
Product: cingulin-like 1
Exons: 19
Coding region: 256-4128 (1290 amino acids)
Biological process (GO): protein localization to cell-cell junction
Cellular component (GO): bicellular tight junction; myosin complex
Source: RefSeq, a predicted model, not a curated record
UUGUUUGAGGAGGCGGAGCGGCCCGGAGACUCGGGACGUCCUUCUGAAACAGCUCUCAAUCAUUCUCAGAAAACAACUCAGGACCAACUAAGUUAGCAAAGUGUGGCGCGGGCACUUUGCGCAAGAGUUUAGCUUUUAGACACCGCUUGAAGAUAACUAUUUUCAAACUUGGGAUAAGUGAGCAAGCGAGAGAAACGACGCCGAGGUGGGCCAGUUGAUCCAGGGAGAGGGAUUUAUUUUCCUUCUGCAUUCCUGAUGGAGUCGUACAGAGUGUCUGGCAUUCCCAGCAGUGGACCACAGCAGGGCUAUGCUCAGCCAUCCCGGCCUUCCAAGCCACAGAGUAAUGGAGCUGGAACAUAUGGUCUCAGCAUCCGAGUCCAAGGUAUAGAUGGACACCCCUUUGUGGUUCUCAACAACCAGGAUGGGGGUCCUCAAGCCUAUAUGGAUGCCAGGAGUAAUGGCUACAAUGACACAGAGGACUCUUUUAUCAACAGCUAUGAUGAGUAUGAUUUCAGACGUGGCAAAGAGGCUGACUCCAACAGCCCCUUUGUGGAGUACAGGACUCAGAAGAUGUUGCAUUACACAGGUCCCAAAAAUGGUAUCAAAGAAUCCCAAGGAAAGAAACCAACCCCCCUUCUGAACUUUCAGAAGCACCCUGAGAUACUGCAGCCAUAUGAUCCAGAGACCAACUCCCUGAACCUUGAGUCUUUCAACAGCCUUCCUUCAAGGCCUGACACUGAGAGUCAACCCCACAACGCCUCCUCAAGAUCUGCAGCAUCUCACCGUAGGGCAUCAAGCCUGGAUCGGAAAAAAAAUGUUGCACCGCAUGAGAACAGACAACUUGCGUCCCAAAGUGUGAAUGAGGCAGCCUUUCCUAAGGUGAAGCCACAGCUCACUCAGCCUCAGAGCAAGCCACAGUCACAGCUAUCUCAGCCACAGAUCAAACCUCCUCUUACUAACCUGAAUCCACUUCAGCCCAAGCUCACCUCUAAAACUUCUCACCAACCAGUUCCUCAGACCCAGCCUCAGCCCUCCACCGUGUCAAGCUCCAUUAGUCCUAUGAGCAGUGCAAGCUCCAGUCUCGAGCGCACCCGUCGUGAGCCCGAUGUCCUUCCCCUGCACAGGACAGACUCCAGCGGGCCAGUUCUUCAGUCUUCUUCCCGAUCCCGCCACUCCUCCUCAUCUUCCACUUCUAAGACACUGGUAGAUGAACAGAUGGAUGCCCUUUAUGCAGACAGCAUAAACCGUCAUGAGAAUCGUCGCUACAUCCCUUUUAUGCCUGGUUCGGGCAGAGACAUUGACACAGGCUCUAUUCCUGGUGUCGAUGAGCUUAUUGAGAAAUUUGACGGCAAAGAUGGCAAUCCUCAGCGCAGAGGCAGGGCGGGGCGCAGAAACAGGAUCAACCCAGAGGACAGGAAGCGCUCACGCAGUGUGGAUAGUGCGCUUGGCCUGCGAAAUGGCUCUAGCUACACGGAUGAGUUUAGCCGCCAUCGAAGCACAUCUAAGGAGCAUGUCCUCCUUCCCUCACAGCUGAGGCUGCAGAAGGCAGUUGGCACUCAAGACUCCUGGCUCAUAGAUCAAGUUGACUCCAGAUCUCAUGCCACUAGUGCACCCGGCUCACCUCAGGGCACCAUCUCUAAAGGUGCUGGCUUGAUACAGGAUUACAGAAACCCUCAGAAUAGUUCCUCUUCUUUACCAUUUAAGUGGAAAGAGAGUGAGGAAAUUAAAAAAAUUUCAACAUCUUCACUGUCAACAUCGCUGUCCAAGCCAUCUUCCUCCACAAACGAAAAGCCCGGGACAGAGGCGGAAGUUCAGGCGACACCUGAUCUCCUGAAAGGUCAGCAGGAGCUUUCACAACAAACAAAUGAAGAGACAGCAAAACAGAUUUUGUUCAAUUACCUUAAAGAUGGGAGCAACGAUAAUGAUGAGAUGACGAAGAAAAAGGUCAACCUUGUCUUUGAGAAGAUACAGACAUUGAAGUCUCGGGCCACAGCAAGUGCACAAGGCGACAACAAAGCCCAGGAUCUUGCUGCACAGACCAAAGCUCUGCAGGUUCAAAAUGCUGAACUGGAGAAAGAAAUGGCUGAACUGAAGAGACAACUGGAAGAACAAGCCAUGAAAAAUCAGGCUGACAAAAAGACAACAGCUGGUUUGAAGGAGCUGCAGGAGAAGCUGCAGCAGUGCACGGAGGAGUGCAAGCAACUGAAGGAAAAACUUGCCAAAACAGAAGCUGACCUCCAGACCACAGUAGAAGAGCUUUUCCAGGUGAAAAUGGAGAGAGAGCAGCACCAGACAGAGAUCAGAGACCUGCAGGACCAACUGUCAGAGAUGCAUGACGAGCUCGACUCAGCCAAGAAGUCUGCUGCUGAUGGAGAGAAAGACAUCCUCAUGGCGGACAUGAUGCAACUCAAGGUGGAAAUGCAGGAAGUCCUCCUAGCCAAAGAGGAACAGGAAGAGGUGCUAAGGAGGCGAGAAAGGGAGCUAACGGCUCUGAAAGGAGCCCUGAAGGAGGAGGUGGCUGCUCAUGAUCAGGAGCUAGACAAAAUGAAGGACCAGUAUGAGAAGGAAAUAAGCAAGCUGCAGACAUCUUUGGAGGAGGCCAAGCAGAACAGCACCACAGUGGUCAGAGAGAAGGCUGAAAUGGAGGCAGCCAAGGGUGCAGCAGAGGGCCAAGCUGGACGGCUGAGUCAAGAAGUGGAGAGACUGCGCAGGCGGGGACAGGAGCUGGAAAAUGAGGUGGCUAAACUAAACCGAAUUAUUGAUGAGGCCAAGCUGCAAGAGAGCAGGCUGGGGGAUAAAGUUGGUCGACUGGAGAGAGAGAAAAAGCAACUGGAAGAGUCUUUGUCUGAAAUUAAGGAACAAGAAGAGGAGAUGUCACGUGCAAACAGAGCUUUGACCAUCCGGCUUGAGGAUGUGCAGAGGAAUUUCACCAAACUGAGCAAUGAACACAAGGAUUUGGAGGAAAGGUUACAAGAAGAGAGAAAUCAGAAGGAACAGUUAAAGAAUAUGAAGAAUGACAUAGAGGAUGAAAGGAGGCUGCUGGAUCGUACAGUGGAGAAACUUCAGAGGGAGAUGAACGAUAUUGUGGAGGCAUCCCAGUCAUCCACUCGGGAGCUGCAGGAGCAGAUUGAUGUUUAUAAGGAGAAGAACCGUCGGGAGCUGGCGGAACUACAGAAGCUUCUCAAAGAGCGAGGACAGGAGCUGGAGAAGUACCUGCUUACUACCAAAACCCUACAAGAAGAGUUGUUGCGCCGGGAGGAGGAACUGCGACAGUGUAAGAGGGAGCGAGAUGAGGCCUUGGUCAGGGAGAAGACACUGGAGAAAAGAGUUUCUGAUCUUGAAGCAGAGACUGAGAAAAACACCCUGUCUAAAGAGGAAAAAUCCAGACACAUCAGACUCAUGGAGGAAAGGAUUUCUCAGCUGGAGCUGAACCUUGAAGAGGAGCGUCAAAAUGGAGACCAGCUGAUGGACAGGAUAGACCGAGGAAGAGAGCAGGUGGAGCAGAUGAGGAAUGAACUCCUGCAGGAGAGGGCUAGCAAACAGGACCUGGAGUGUGACAAGAUUGCUCUGGAGAGACAGAACAAGGAUCUGAAGGCCAGAAUGAGUCAUCUAGAAGACUCCCAUAAGUCCAACAAAGAGGGCCUGGUACCUCAGCUGGAGGAGCGCAUACAGGAGCUGGAGGAGAGGCUGGAAGCGGAGGAGAGGGAACGGGCUAACCUGCAGCUGGCAAACCGCAGGCUGGAGAGGAAGGUUAAAGAGAUGAUGAUGCAAACUGAGGAAGAACAUCAAUCAGUUCAAGAUCAAAAGGCCCAAUUGAAUCUGCGUUUGAAAGCUCUGAAGAGACAGAUGGAUGAAGCUGAGGAGGAGAUCGACCGACUGGAGCACAGCAAGAAGAAGCUGCAGAGAGACUUGGAUGAGCAGCAGGAGGCCAACGAGCAGCUCCAGAGUCAGCUCAAAGCUCUGCGAAAUGAGAUGAGACGUAAGAACACGCCCGCUUCACUGCUCAAUAAUCUGGAUGACGAUGAAGACGAUGACAUCAGCACUGACGGGGAGACGUACUUCAGCUCAUCUUCGGGGUACAAGCGCUCUUCAAGUCAGGACAACCUCUUAUCGACCUUCUCUUUAUAAACAAACUCCAACGUUGGAAAUAAAGCUUCUUUAUACGCAACACUGUCGCACCAAAUGCCUGGAGAUCCCUGCCACGUUCCCCUCUAGACUCUGAACGAUCCGUGUGAAUAUUAAGAGACUUCCCAGCUAUGUGAGAUAAAGUCCUCACAUCAGCAGCCUCAAUGUCCAUGAGUUCACUCAGUAUUAUUAGAGCAGCUCUUUGAUUAAUUGGUGAAAACAUAAAGGUAAUGCCAUUUUGUCCUGUCUGGGGAAAAUUAAUGUAUAUACUCUUUAAUUUGUUUAUUUUAUAUUUCUGUGUUAAGUCUUAUCUUCCUGCAUUGUUAGUUCUACUCUGAGUGGAUUGUCCUUUAAUGGAUUAUGCAUGUUUGUCAAUGAUUAUUCAUUGAAAACACCCUUUUGAAUGCACUGUAAACCAAUGCGAUCUGUACCGCCUUUGUAACCAAUAUGAAGUUUUUUAUCCCAUCGCUUUUUAUGCCUAUCUGUCACAUUUAUACACAGUAUCCAAAUAUACCUUUUUUUAUCAUCAGGUUGAAUACAGUAUGUUUGCCUUUUUUAAUGAAUGAAAAUCACGAGUAUAUGAAGGAUGUUUUUGUUUUUUUUAAAGUUAUUCGUUGCUGAAAAUACAAAAUCUCUGUUUUUUAAGGGAACAGUAAAUGAGGGACUUUGUACACAUCAUUUUUGUACAGUUUUCUAUCAUUUAAUGACCAGUUUAAAAUUAUAAAUUUGUAAUCAACAUAAAUUUCUUUGUCACUCGUCACACAGGUUUCUUCUGAUAUUAGUGACAUCACAGUGUGGCUCGCUCAUCUUCUGGAAAAGGCUGUUUCAUCUUAACAUAGCCUGUGAUUGCUGAUCCUGAAUCAGACUUUUAGCAUCUCCGAACAAAGCUGCACCUACUAAAACUGUUUUAUACUGGAAACACUUUGAUUUAAUACUGAACAUGUUUACUGUUGAAAUGCAUACAUGUCUGUAUGAACUGUGCCCACUGUGUACAUCAGCAGUGCCUGGAAGGACCACUCAGGUCUUCCUUUAACUGAGCGAGGGAAUUUCUUCAGAUAAAUUGACAAUCAAUGAUUUGCUGCACUGGGAUGAUUUGCACUCUGUGAGAGGGAGAGUGGAUGAGUGAGACAAAUUCCACUCCCACAACCUCUCUCUGUACACAACUGUAUGUCCAUAAAUCCUGCUGAGACUAAAAUAAACUUAAUUUCAGUUA